This is a messenger RNA of Dacryopinax primogenitus, 901 nucleotides long. RefSeq lists its product as uncharacterized. The transcript is spliced from 4 exons. Bases 119 to 658 code for a protein of 179 amino acids. The record is from RefSeq and is a predicted model, not a curated record. Lineage: Eukaryota; Fungi; Basidiomycota; Dacrymycetes; Dacrymycetales; Dacrymycetaceae.
AUCGCUCGCAUUUGCAGUCGCUCUUUCUUGCCGUCGUCCUUCAUCCCCGUCUACCCAAGACAACAGUCAUUCUUUUCAACACCAUACACUCCUUACUUCCCCCCCAUCAUUCAUAACAAUGUCUUUCGCAACAUUCCGUCGCUUUGCGCUGAUUGCUGUGAUCAUCCUUUCUAUCAUCGAGCUAGGUAUUGCUGCCAGCAUCAAGGACAAGCUUGGAAUCGCCACUGGCGUGCUUUCCUCCGUUGGAAUUGCAGUAUCACUGUUCAUGGAGCAGUCCGAGGAACCUGCCGUCAUUAACUGGGUUGGUGUGGAAGUGUUCUGGACUGGACUACUUUGGGUUCUUUGGAUCGCUACUGCCGCCCUGGGCACCACGAAUUCAAGUGGAUGCUCCUCCUUCUUCCACUUCUACCAGGGUGUCUACUGGAGCUAUGAUGCCAGUUUCUGCAACAAGUUCCACGUCAUCCAAGCAUUCUCGUUCAUCAACGCCUUCACCCUGAUGGCAAUCUUCAUCUGGAAUCUCAAGAUCGCUGUCAGCGCACAUUCGCAAGGUCAUGCUCGUGUCUGGCGCAUGCCUGCUGCCAUGUACGACCCCCGCCGCCCCUAUGGCAACUCUGGAGCGAUGAACGGUGGCAAGGAGGAGCGCACAGAGCAGGUAUAGGCUGGCUCUACUCACAACCUGCUCGGUUGUGCCGAGUGCCCUAUUGUUACCCCCUCUCGCGUUGCACGCCUAUAUCAUCCUUUGGGUUUCCUCUUUUACGCCUUUCCUUGCUGUUGUCACAAAUUCUUGUCGGGCUAGGAUGGUUAUACUUUCUUGCUCUGUGGAGUCUGUUGUACACUUCCAGCGACCCGCUAUCGGGGCUUUCUGUACAGAGCUAAUUUUCAAAUGGAAGUUGUGUGUAAU